This is a messenger RNA of Solenopsis invicta (red fire ant), 2999 nucleotides long. RefSeq names its product dnaJ homolog subfamily C member 7 (gene Tpr2). Gene Ontology annotation, molecular function: protein binding. Lineage: Eukaryota; Metazoa; Arthropoda; Insecta; Hymenoptera; Formicidae. Bases 340 to 1806 code for a protein of 488 amino acids. The record is from RefSeq and is a predicted model, not a curated record. The transcript is spliced from 11 exons.
UCUUCUGUACAAUGCGUCAUAGAUAAACCCGGGAAGUUCGCUUACGAGCAUUCUGUAAGGAUGACUCAUAAGUCAUCCUUUUGUUGGUCAGAUUAAACCUAAGCUUGGAAAUUGGAGAUUCAUAUACAUAUAAGAAAAAGAUUAGUCACCCUUGCGACACGGAGAUCUUAGCUUCGAGCAUGUAGAAGUCUCACCAAAACUGUCGCGAACAGUGUUGGGAUGUGUUUCAUCUCGAAAAAGUUCUUCAGGAUGGCUGAUGCAAUAAAUCAUCAUUGUUUUUCAACUUGGAGAUUUUGUAGUCUAAAUUUGAUUUUGUGUUCCAAGUUUUAUUAGUGUUUAAUGACCAUAUCGUCUUUGAGAUGCCGAAGUGUGAACAAAUUUAGAUUAGCGGAAUCGAAAAAGGAAGCUGCCAAUCAAUAUUACUCACAAAAACAGUACAAGAAAGCAUUGGUUGGCUACAAUGAAGUUAUUGCAUUGUGUCCCAAUGUAUCCCGUUAUUAUAGCAACAGAGCAGCGUGUUACAUGAUGCUUGGACAAUACCGAGAUGCAUUGGCAGAUGCUAAAAAAUGUAUCGAACUAGAGCCAACAUUUUCUAAAGCAUAUGUAAGAAUGAUCAAAUGUUUCUUGAUUUUGGGAGAGAUUUUAGAAGCUGAGACCAUAUUAAAGAAAUUGCAGGAAUUUGAUCCCAAUAAUGAGUCAAUAUCCACAGAAGAAAAAGACAUAACAUAUGUAAAAAAAUAUCUUAAGGACGCUGAUGUUGCCUACAAUGUUAAGGAUUAUCGUAAGGUUGUAUAUUGUAUGGAUCGCUGUUGUGACAUAAGUACAUCUGGAACACGUUUUAAAUUAACCAAAGCAGAGUGUUUAGCUCUUUUAGGAAGAUACCAGGAAGCCCAAGAUAUUGCAAAUGAUGCUUUACACAUUGAUAAACAAAAUGCUGAAGCAUUGUAUAUCCGUGGAAUGUGCUUAUAUUUCCAAGAUGACGUUGAUAGAGCUUUCACACAUUUCCAACAAGUAUUGCGACUUGCGCCAGAUCAUGCCAAAGCACUAGAAAUAUACAAAAGAGCAAAAUGUUUGAAGAAAAAAAAAGAAGAGGGUAAUGCAGCAUUUAAAAGAGAACAAUAUAAAGAGGCCUAUAAUCUUUAUAAUGAAGCCUUAACUAUUGAUCCACACAAUAUUAUGACUAAUGCAAAAUUACAUUUUAACAAAGCAACAGCUGCAGCUAAGUUAGGGAAGUUAACCGAAUCUGUAACAGAAUGUACAGAAGCUUUAAAGCUCAACGAAAACUAUUUAAAAGCUCUUUUGAAAAGAGCGAGUAUUUAUAUGGAACUCGAAGAAUUUGAAGAGGCAGUUCGUGAUCUUGAAAAAGCAUGUAAAAUAGAUAAAAAUACUAAUCGCGAAACAAAACGAUUACUCGGAAAAGCUAAACUGCUAUUGAGGAAAUCCAAGAGGAAAGAUUAUUAUAAAAUUUUAGGUAUUGAUAAAAAUGCAUCUACGGAAGAUAUCAAGAAGGCUUAUAGAAAACGAGCUCUGGAUCACCAUCCAGAUCGUCAUGCUAAUGCCAGUGAAGGAGAGAAAAGAGAACAAGAGAAAAAGUUCAAGGAAGUCGGAGAAGCUUACGGUAUUCUGUCGGAUCCCAAAAAACGAUCUCGCUAUGAUCGCGGACAUGAUUUAGAUGAUAACGAAGGUGGUUUCCAAGAUAUAGAUCCAAAUGCAAUGUUCCAUUUCUUCUGUCAAGAUGGAGGUUUCCAAUUCCAAUUUCAUGAUGGUUUCCCGAGUAAUGCUUUUCAUUUCCAGUUUCCAGGUUAACAAACUUUGCAAAAAUGAAUAAUACAAUGCAGAAUAUGUGUAUAUGAUAUACGAAUCUGUUUUUAGUAAAUACUGCAUCACCUUUUCAAAUAUAUAUACACACAUGCAUAUAUAUAUAUAUAUAUAUAUAUAUAUAUAUAUAUAUAUAUAUAUAUAUAUGAAUCCAUGAUGCAGCAUAGUAUCAUUUGCGUUUUAUAAUUUUGAAAUUGUUAAAUAUCAGGCAUUUGUCUGACCGAUUGAUAUGCAUAUUUAUUUAAACAUGACAUAAAGCUGUAUAUAUGAUAUGUAUGAUUCUACUACACAAUAUUACGAUGCGGUAGAUCUUCGAUUUAAUGAAUUAGUUUAAGCGAAAAAGCAUUAAGGUUAACGUCGAAGGCAACAAGUAAUUUCGAUACGUGAAACACUCGUACCUGACGAAACCUUUGUGAAUAGAUAAGAGAAGCAAAUAUCCAUUAGAUUGAUAGCUGAAGCAUUUGUAUUGACAAGUUUUUUUAUUAAAAUUUUGAGUAAAUAGUUUACGUUAUAAAUAUAUUAAUUAUUAAAAAAAGAAUAAUUAUUUAGAAUACGGACCUUAAAUUGUUGAUAAAAAUAUACUUUGUAUAGCUCAUGCACUUCAUAAAUUUGCAUGAUUUUUUAAAUAUUCUAAUUUACUUUACGAGACAAAGCACACUGUUUUUCCACGAAAUUUUGUCGUUUUGUAUGAAAAAUGCGUUGUAUAAAUAUAUUUUUAUCGAAGUUUACAGUGAGGUUUGUAUAUUAAAUAAUUACUAAAAAAAACUGUUUUUAGUUUUCGAUAUUUUUAAUUUUUAUUAUUUUAAUAUCAAUCAUUGGAACCGCUUUAAAAAAUUCGUAAAAUCGAGGAUUUACUAUAAUUUUACUGAUUGCAACUAAGUAAGUUUGAUGUGUAAUCAUUAAUGAUAUAUUGCUCCACAAUCUUUAUAUCCAUAUGUAAUGUAUACUUAGUGGUUUCACAUCUGUUUUUACAAACCCAAAUAAGAUGCAAUCUUCUCACAUUAUAAGAGAAUUGAUAAGAAGGUAUAUAAUAUAAAUUCCGUACGUUUGUCUUGCGAUAAUACAUGCGCUUAAUACAUCGUUCCCAAAUAUAAUUAAAAAUUAUAAGAAUAUAUUGUUUCCAUAGAUCCACAAUGUAUUCAUUCCACAAAUCUUUCUACAAAUAUAUAAAUUAUAAUACA